CUUGUGACCCAGCGGAAGUGGUUUGGCGGGGCGGUUGGCCCGGCAGGAACCGAACGGGGGGGUUGCGAAGCUGCCCCGUGAAUAUCCUCGGGCGCUGGCAGGGCGGAGCAGAGCUGACCUCUGUUUCCCCUGAGCUGCCUGGAAAUAAACAGCGCAUAAUUAUAUUCCAGCUAUUGCUAUAAUAAAGCAUUUGGUUUUUCUGCAAGGACUGUUUGGAAUAGAGCUGACUGGGCCUUUCUCUUUCUCUUGUGCAGUCUGGAAUUCUUAUUGCAAAAACUGCAGAAGCAAAGAAACAACUAUUUGAUAAGAAAUGGAUGGAGAAGAGAAAACAUAUGGUGGAUGUGAAGGCCCUGAUGCUAUGUAUGUGAAGUUGAUAUCCUCUGAUGGCCAUGAAUUCAUUGUCAAACGAGAACAUGCACUCACGUCAGGAACAAUAAAAGCUAUGUUGAGUGGCCCAGGACAGUUUGCUGAAAAUGAAACAAAUGAAGUAAAUUUCAGAGAGAUCCCCUCCCAUGUCCUAUCCAAAGUGUGCAUGUAUUUCACCUACAAGGUUCGCUACACUAACAGCUCCACAGAGAUUCCUGAAUUUCCAAUUGCACCUGAAAUUGCACUGGAACUGCUGAUGGCUGCAAACUUCUUAGAUUGUUAAAUAAAAUAAAUUAUAAUAAAAAUGUAAACUUUUUUUUCAGUAUUUAAUACACGUAGUUCAGUUAGUAAUUUUUUUCAUAUAGCAUGUUGUGUAUGUUUGGUUAAGGACUGUAAUGGUCACUGCAGCAGGCUAUUGCCUGCAGUGGUUUGGCAUGCAUGGAUUUUGUUUCACGGCUUACAUCAAUAACAGUCUUCUCACCAACUGAAAAAUAAACGUGUCAACUCGUG
Messenger RNA from Gekko japonicus, 876 nucleotides. RefSeq names its product transcription elongation factor B (SIII), polypeptide 1 (15kDa, elongin C) (gene ELOC). Gene Ontology annotation, cellular component: elongin complex. Gene Ontology annotation, molecular function: protein-macromolecule adaptor activity. The record is from RefSeq and is a predicted model, not a curated record. NCBI's taxonomy places the organism in Eukaryota, Metazoa, Chordata, Lepidosauria, Squamata, Gekkonidae. The transcript has 5 exons. The coding region runs from base 311 to 649 and encodes 112 amino acids. Gene Ontology annotation, biological process: ubiquitin-dependent protein catabolic process.